CUCUCUGCUGCAGCCCCAGGCUCCUCCGCCCUGGCUGUCCAGAGCCCCUUCCCACCAUUUAAUGAUACUCUGCACAUAGUGCUGUUGAAAAUUUGUGGCUAGACAUUCCUGUGGGACCGGGAAGCCAAAUUCUUGGGUACAAACCGAAACUUUCUUUCCUUGGAGAUUUUCUUCCCUCUCGCCCACAGAUACUCUCGCGUUCUUUCCUUUUUUUUUUCUUCUUUUUUUUUCUUUUUCGUAGCAGCAGGGGGAGAAAAAAGAAACCAAACCAAAAAACAAACGAAAAGCAACACCUCCCCCCUUUUAUUUUCAAAAGCAGCUUGAAAAAAAUAUAUAACAAAACAGCAGCCAACCAAGUGAGUCCGAACCCAACCCCCUGAGGCCGAGUCCUUGCCUCUGUCAGCUUGGGGUAUGGCCUCCAACAGUAUCUUCGACUCCUUCCCCAACUACACACCGACCUUCAUCCGAGACCCGAGCACCAGCCGCCGCUUCACUCCCCCCUCCACGGCCUUCCCCUGCGGCGGCGGCAAGAUGGGCGAGAACAGCGGCGCGCUGAGCGCGCAGGCUGCCGCGGGCCCCGGCGGCCGCACCCGGCCCGAGGUGCGCUCGAUGGUGGACGUGCUGGCCGACCACGCGGGAGAGCUCGUGCGCACCGACAGCCCCAACUUCCUCUGCUCCGUGCUGCCUUCGCACUGGCGCUGCAAUAAGACCCUGCCGGUCGCCUUCAAGGUGGUGGCACUGGGGGAUGUGCCUGAUGGAACGGUGGUGACGGUGAUGGCGGGCAAUGAUGAGAAUUACUCCGCUGAGCUGCGCAAUGCUUCCGCUGUCAUGAAGAACCAAGUGGCCAGGUUCAACGACCUUCGCUUCGUUGGCCGAAGCGGGCGAGGGAAGAGUUUCACGCUCACAAUCACCGUGUUCACCAACCCUACCCAAGUGGCCACCUACCACCGAGCCAUCAAGGUCACUGUGGAUGGACCCCGGGAACCUCGACGGCACCGGCAGAAGAUAGAAGACCAGACCAAGGCCUUCCCUGACCGCUUCGGAGACCUGCGCAUGCGCGUAACACCCAGCACCCCUAGUCCCCGUGGCUCACUCAGCACCACAAGCCACUUCGGCAGCCAAGCCCAGACCCCAAUCCAAGGCUCAUCAGACCUGAACCCCUUCUCGGACCCCCGCCAGUUUGACCGCUCCUUCCCUACGCUGCAAAGCCUCACCGAGAGCCGCUUCCCGGACCCCAGGAUGCACUACCCGGGCGCCAUGUCUGCCGCCUUCCCCUACAGCGCCACGCCGUCGGGCACCAGCCUGGGCAGCCUGAGCGUGGCGGGCAUGCCGGCCAGCAGCCGCUUCCACCACACCUACCUCCCGCCGCCCUACCCCGGGGCCCCGCAGAGCCAGAGCGGGCCCUUCCAGGCCAACCCCGCGCCCUACCACCUCUUCUACGGCGCCUCCUCCGGCUCCUACCAGUUCUCCAUGGCGGCUGCGGGCGGUGGCGAGCGCUCACCCACCCGCAUGCUGACCUCCUGCCCCAGCGGCGCCUCGGUGUCCGCGGGCAACCUCAUGAACCCCAGCCUGGGCCAGGCUGAUGGCGUGGAGGCCGACGGCAGUCACAGCAACUCGCCCACGGCCCUGAGCACGCCAGGCCGUAUGGACGAGGCCGUGUGGCGGCCCUACUGAGCACCCUGGGGACUCGCGGGCCACCCGAACCCGGCUUUCCUGCUCUAGGCUACAGGAAAAAACAGACUUUAGCCUGGUCCCAGGGGCCAGAGCUGGCGAUGGCUCCCAGAGCUCUGUCCAGCAACAAGUUUGAGCAGAGGCUGUGGGGACCUCCCCCAGGACACUGCCCCAGCCCAGACCCGCCUCUGUUGUCUCCAGUCAUGCCUAGGAUUAUCUCCCAAGCCAGAGGCUACCCCUGCCCAUGAGGGAGGAGGCCUUUGCUUGCCAGAGAAGCUCAGGCUCAGAGAUAUCCAAAUUUCCUCUCCCUCACCUUGACCCUGGAGACCAGCCCUCCCUCUGCAUCCAUACUCAUCAAGUCAACCGGAAACCCCAGCCCCUGAGAUGAUUUCUUCACUGUAGAGAGGGAGGACCCAGGACACACCCACACCUGUCCCAAACUUGACUUCCCCAUUAUCCCAGGCAAGCAGUCCCUGACCAGUUCUAACUUACCCGAAGACACCAGGCCCCAGAGCAGGGCCCUAAAUCAAGGAAGGCCUCAACACCUCCAAGCACAAUCCAUCCUUAAGAGCCAACUUGGUUCUCAGGGGCAGGGGGCCCUGGCAGAAAGUCUAACCAUGGGACGCAUCCCUGCUCAGUAGGCUCACUAGGUCCAGCCAAGCUGUGCCCCAGGCCUCACCAACCAACCCGAAGCCCCACUCCCUACAUGUUUGUACCUAGAAGCAAACAACCUUGAAGCAAAAGAAAGAGUGGCUUCAUCGUGUAUUUCAAAACAAGGUCUGUGAUAGGUGAAGCUCUGUGUAUAUGAAAGCCCGGCCUCUGCUAGUGUGACCUCAGCAGGCUCCUGCCACCCUCAGACCUCACAGAAGGGGACCAGGGCCUCCAGGAGGCCUUGUGGAUGCUCUGUUGAGGUGUGCAAUGGCAGAACAGUGUCCAAGCGAAGGUCAAUGGGAAGGGAGGACUUGGCCUAGGACUUGGGUCAUGGGGACUAUGGGAGAUUGUCGGUGGGAUAGGCUAAGAGCUUUACCAGAGCUGGCCCACAGGUGGUUUUUCAAACUGAGUGAGCCACAUCCUCUGUGGCCUUGGAACUCUCCUCUAGAAAGCUCCUUAGUGAUGGUCUCUGUGGUCCUGCUUGGCCUUCCCCAUUGCCCACACCCACAACAGCUGCAUACGCACUCUGGUAGGCCAGGGAGCCCUGCCAAUCCUGUGCAGACACCUCCUGUUACAGUUUCUUUUGUCCCACCCUUAUGGGGGAAAAUACCAAAACAUUUUCUAUCUCUUGAAAGUAGCUGAGUUAACCUUCCAGCUCCCGCAACUAGGAGGGUCACCUCACCUCUUCUCAGGAAGCAGCUAUAGCCCAUUGCCCUCCUACUGGUCCAUGAUGGAGACUGGCCCAUACUACCAAGGAAGACACCUUUCAGGGUCCUAGUGCCUAGCACUGUCCUGGAGAUGGAAACACACACACACACACACACACACACACACACACACACACACACACUGUUACUCCUCUUUCCCAUCCUUGAUUAACAGUGACAGCUGAGUCUGUUGGUCCUACAGUGAGUACAGGCAGCAGCCUGGGCUGGUAAAAACGGGUCCUUACUCUCAAGGCUGCUUUAAAGUGCUCCUUGGAAGCACUGGCUAGAAAGAAAGCACAAGGAGGCAGAAGGGUUGAUACAAUGUCAUUGUAAGUGUAUGGGCGUGGGUGUGGAGGGGGCGCUGAUCCUUUGUGACAUUGUUACCCUGAAGCAUCCUUCCUGCUGUGAGCAGGCAGGUCUUCCUGAAGCAGACUCAGAGUGGAGGGGGACGGGAGGGCCUGCUUUGCACUAUAGGCUGCUUGGUGUGUUUGUUUUUUAUGCACAACUUGCUUGUACAGUCAACACCCAUCUUGGGUACUAUUUAACUGUAAAAUGAAAAUUGUAUUUGUUACAAUAAUAUAACAUGCCUUGAAGGA
Molecule: messenger RNA, 3625 nt
Organism: Mesocricetus auratus (golden hamster)
Lineage: Eukaryota; Metazoa; Chordata; Mammalia; Rodentia; Cricetidae
Gene: Runx3
Product: RUNX family transcription factor 3
Exons: 6
Coding region: 412-1674 (420 amino acids)
Biological process (GO): neuron differentiation; hemopoiesis; regulation of transcription by RNA polymerase II
Cellular component (GO): nucleus
Molecular function (GO): ATP binding; RNA polymerase II cis-regulatory region sequence-specific DNA binding; DNA-binding transcription factor activity, RNA polymerase II-specific
Source: RefSeq, a predicted model, not a curated record